This is a messenger RNA of Pochonia chlamydosporia 170, 1788 nucleotides long. RefSeq lists its product as hypothetical. Lineage: Eukaryota; Fungi; Ascomycota; Sordariomycetes; Hypocreales; Clavicipitaceae. The record is from RefSeq and is a predicted model, not a curated record. The transcript is spliced from 2 exons. Bases 1 to 1788 code for a protein of 595 amino acids.
AUGUCCUCGCAUGAAUAUUACGUUGACCCUUUUGGUCUGCCGGGAGAUGGUUCGGCAGCCGCCGGAGACGCCUUUGCCAUGGAGCUCGUUGAUGAUUGUGUGUCACACUUUCCGCCACGGGAACCUGAACAACCCUCUAACGCCUCACUUUACCCUGACGGUGAAGCUGUUACGAAAGCUUAUAGAGAGCAGACGGCAUUUACCGGUGGUAGGUUCGAAGACAGCGACAAUCUCCUCUGGCAAGAUACCCAAGCGCAACCCAUUUUUGACCCAAGCCAUGGUGGCGAUUCGUCCAACUUGCAAACAGGCUUAGGUCCAGCGGUACGAUCGAUCGGCCACCCUGCCGACAGCCAGUUUCAACAUGAAUCUUCAUCCAGUCGGCCGCAACACCCAGCGGGAUUAGAUGUACAUCCGGCACCGUCGAACGAAAAUGAAAAGAGUCAUCAAAAUGAUAUAAGAAGCUCGCGUCCAGAAGAAGCAGGCUCUGGGUUGAUACAAAAGGCUCUUCCAUAUUCCGUGUCAGACUCUGGCCCUACAGCAAAUGUAGCGUCCUAUUAUGGACCGCUCGGCAUAAAUAACCCUGAAGCUGCCUCACAACAACAUACCACUGAUUCAAGCUUUGUGCGGCCAUGGAAAGAAAAUGGAAACCUUCUAGGACUGGGACCUGGCAACAUCCGCGCAUCAGAGGGUUCCGUGUCAGAGGCACCGCAUUCACUUACAAACGUCACGGCUGAGUCCGAUUCGUUUUGGGCCAGUGAUGGCGCGUCAUUUGUAUCACAAAACCCCGGGUAUCCUUACAAGGGAGGCAAUCUUGAGCCGGGAACGCCGGCCACGCCACAAACCGGGCGAUAUCUACAUCCAUCCUCGUCAAGUGCAAGUUAUCGUGACGCACCUAGAGGCUCACAUAGCUCAGGAAACAGAAAAAGGAGAGCCUCGUCGCUAUCAGCUGGCAAUGUCUCACGCCAGGUGUCGAGAGGGGGGUUGCCAGCAGCCUUUAGGAGGGCAAAUAGUCAGCGUUCUAGCCAGGAGCAUUCCCAAGGCGACAAUGACUUCGGUGAGCGUCCCUGGGCUUGCCCAUUGGCACAGAAAUGUGGUAAUUCCAGCCAUCGGUGUUAUGGAUGGACCUUCGCCGACGUCUCACGCGUCAAGCAGCAUCUGAACAGGGAUCAUGCUUCAGAGAUCACGGAAGACCAGUUCAAAAAGAUAAGUGUCCGCAUGCCGACCAAAGACGUGGAAUCUUGGAAAAAAAUAUUUCGCAUUCUCUUCCCCGAAAGUGAACAACUACCAAGUCCGUUCUUUAAUGCUCAGUUUGAUGUUCAACAUCGAAUCAGCCCAGAAAGCCUAAGAGAUCAUCUGUUAUCAAGGGUAGAGAACCUAGACCACAUGUCAUCUGAACAAAAGGAAGGGUUUAGACGAUUCAUUGCGGAAACUUCACACACCUUUUUGCACCAAGCACGUCAUGAUUCCCGGCAUGACCCCAAAGAACCAAGUGCCUAUUACGGCCUUGGAUCGGGUCCGCAGCAACAGGGAAACCUAGGAAACAUACAGCACCCGUCACAGAGCUUUGGGCAACGUACAGAGGCAUAUCCGAGUGUGCUACCAGAUGAAGUCGCCAGGGGAGGGCCGCUGCGAGGUGUGGGCGAUGGGAACGUCAUGCUUUCUGGGCAAGAUGAACAGCAACUACCAUUUGGGCAUACUACUGGGUUUAAUACAGAAACCCCAACUGUGCCGGCCAAUUCAAUUGACCUCCAGUCGAUAUCUGUGUUUACAAACACGGCCGGCGAUUAG